Molecule: messenger RNA, 4500 nt
Organism: Cuscuta campestris
Lineage: Eukaryota; Viridiplantae; Streptophyta; Magnoliopsida; Solanales; Convolvulaceae
Source: the annotation of a GenBank genome assembly
CUCAACUUUAGUCUUCUAGCCCUUCGAGUCAAAUCAGCUUAGCAAACUUUUAUUCCUGAUCCUAAACCGGUCAAUCAAGUACCAGAUAGUGGAGCCCUGUCGAUACAUACGUUGGUGAUGUAGAACAUGAUCUUCAUUCACUUCAUAUUUUGACACAAGGUCCAAUUAAGAGUGCAAGGGAUGAACUGCAGCUCUGCAAGCAUAUUUGAAAUAUUGGGACCAAUGUUCAAUUUCAAAAAGUCUAUUUUAAAUGGUCAAAUGCUCCCAUCGUUCUUCUUCGGCAAUUUGUGGCCCAGCGUACGUAACCCUACCCGGGGGUCGUUUUCUGCGUAACAGCGCCGGUGACGACGAGUUUCCGACGGCGAAGCAGCAGAGGUGACGACGGUGUCCUCCGGCGUAGCUCCAGGUCGACGAGAGACGCGCGAUCCAAUCCCCAACCCGACCCGCGUCGUGCUUCCUUCCGGCAACAAUCAGCGGCGAAGCUGCCUAAUUCCGGCAACGGAGAGCCUUCAGCACCCCAGCUCCGGCCUCAUCUAAUUCCGGCGAAGCUCUCAGCCCGGUCGACGAAUAGAGACGCGAAGAAGACAGCGGAAUAGAAGCAAUCUCAGAUCUAGGGCUAGAUAGUCAGAUCCUGGGUGUGAAAUUCCGAAAUUGCCCCCCUGGUUCUACUUCUUUUAAUAUUCAGAUUAUGUCCUUACUACUCAUUUCACUCUCACUUCCCUCUACUCUAUAUAUACUCCCCUAGCUCCAAUUUGUCAAAGGAGCUCCCCCAUUUACAUUUUCAUUCUUAGUCUAGGGUACUCUAUCAUCCUAGACUCCUAGGCAAAUCUUAUUUCUUCUUUCUUGCCAUGAAAUUUCCAUGUCGACACCUGAAUGUCGCAACCCUAACAACAGUUUUUUAGGCAUUUUUCUCCUAUGUCAAGUGAUCUUCCUUGAAGCUUUUCGUUGCUCACAAGCAUGACCAGCAUGUAACUGAAACAUAUCAGACCAAUGCCUUCAAUCUUUUCUUCUCAAUUAUUUUUCCACAAACAGAGAUGAAAGCUAUUGAAACUUUCUCCACAAUGAGCACAGAAACAUAUCAGAUUCCUGCUGUAGUAAAUCUAAGACCUCCCAUGGCUCCGUCCGUCAAUCAAUUGUCACAAAUCGUUUGAAGAAGAUGACAUGUCAGCAAAAGCAAAAUCCACUGUCCCCCCAAACAAAGUCAGCACAUCAAAGAUAAGUGCUACACUGCUACUUGGUAUUCUAUAGCAGACUUGCUACAGAUAGAUCAUAAGUGUUGAGAGCGGAUUAUAUACUCCCUCUGUCCCUAUAAGAUUGCUACAGUUUGACUUUUUUGCUUAAAUCGUGGUACAUUUUGACCACGAGUUAAAUAUAGUUUAAAACAAUGAAAUAUUUUAAAAUUUUGAUACUUCAGGAAUAUAUAUUUUAAAUAAAUAAAUACACGUUUUCCAUAAUUUGCGGUAAAAAAGUGUCACAGUUUGACCAAAAAAGUUAAACCGUGGUAAUCUUUUAGGGACGAAAGUAGUAUCGUUUUGACCUUUUGUGAGUUUCAAGGAGAGUCAAAAAAAGUUAAAGUUUGACCAAAAUAUCCUUAACUUAGGCCAUGUUCUCUUCACAUGAUCUGAUUAGGUUUGAGGAGAACAAGACCUAAAAUGGGUGGAGUAUAUUGAAUAAAGUGGGUGAGGUGUAAUAAAUAAAGUAAGUGGGGUUGUUGUAUUUUAAAUGUUAAAAGAGCUAAUGAAAAGAUCUAUGAGGGAGAAAUAAAAGGGCUAUUGGUAAAAUCUAUAGGGGAUGGAGAGACUGCAUGAGUAAUCCAAACUUCAAUACUCUUUUCGUCCAAAAAAGAUUGCCACCGUUUGACCAAGAAGCUCAAUAUUAUAAUGACUGGUUCAGGAAAUGUCUGGAAAUCAACCUUUUUUUAUGGAAAGCCAUUAGGUUUUUGCUCCUUUGCCCCCUAGUUUGGCUGUAGAACUCCGGUAAACAUAGGUGAGGCGUAAUCUUGAAUGUAUGGUGUUGAUGAAGUUCACUUACAAAGCAACAUGAUAAAGAUGCGGGCCCUCAUGAGGUUUAUCUUUAAUAUGCUUCAUUUUGAGUUGGAUAGCCUGCAGUAUUUUGAUGAUAUCACCCUCGUUUCUCAACCAAAUCGCAAAACAGUUCUCCGGACGGGAGGCCGGCCGGAUCGGUCCGAAGGUGACCGAGACUCCUUACCCGUUACCGCACUGGAAACGGGUCCGAUUACGAAUACGGCUUGUCUCCUGUUGGAUAUUGAUUUUGACGAGGCGCAACGCUUCGUGGGGGAUAGCUACGUGGUGCGCCGACCGCACACAACUAACCAUGUCUUCUCAGUGACUUGCCCCGAUGCCGAGGUCGGGGUGCAUGUGGCGUCCAUGCGCUACGGCCUUCGCUUUCCUCCUCACGAUCUAAUAGUCCAAUUUCUGAACUUCUACAAUCUUUUGCCGGGCCAGCUCAGUCCCCACUCCUACUACUGUUUUUCAAUCUUCCUGAUCAAGUGUCACCAGAGGGGAGUCCCCUGGUCUUUGGAUUUGUUCCGCUAUAUGUUCAAGAUUUCCAAAGUUGGGGCUCUUGAAGGAAAUUCGUAUGCCGUCGUUUCUUCCCAGGCCAAUUGUGGCAUGGCCGUCUUUCCCUCAUCCCUGAAACUCUGGAAGGCCAAGUUUGUCUUCGUUUCUGGUUUUCCCGGGGACCGGCAUCCCUUUCACGCCAGGUUUCCCGAAUGUCAUACAUUCAUUUGUCAUCCUCGUCCUGCGGCCACUCCCGAGCUUCAGGCACAUGCGCAAAAACUGUUGGAAGACUGUCGACCUAAACCGCCUCACGUGUACACGGUAUGUACAGAGCAGAACUUAGCGGAGGUAGGGAUCCUUAUCUCCCUUGAGCGCCAAUUCGAGUUAUCCGAGGCCGUGCUCGGGAGUCGCCCUAGGCGUGGGCUUGAGGAGAGUGCCCCGAGGUCGGAAGAUACAGAGUCGGGGAACGACGAAAGGGAAGAUGGCGGGGAGGCCGGAAACGAUGAAGAAUCAUGGCAGCCAUCCUGCUCCGAGGGGGUUGCUGGGGAUAUGAAUCCGGUAGAGGUCAUUCGCAAGGCCAGACUGUUGGCUCAAAAACGAGACCGAGGGGCGGAGGUCCAACAAGGAUCUCCUCCUGUGGGCGCAACUGGUUCUGUUGCCUCGGCCCGGACUCAGGAAGAGGCUCCGGCUCGGAAUCAGAGAAAAAGGAAACUCAUCCAGGUUGAGGACGAGGAAACUGCGUCUGAAGAGAACAUGGUUUCGACCCGGAGUCCAACGGGUAAACGUCCAGGCUGUCUUCGAGGUGGAAAGAGUUCCACUUCCCCCGACAAGGCCGACGGGGAUGUGCAGGCUGAGGCCGAGGCUGCUUCCCUUUCCACGACGCUCAAAGAUGAGGGCGAGAUUCUUUCGUCCUUGCAGGGGCUUAUGGACAGCUUCCAUAAACAGGUGUCGGCGAAAUUGAGCCUGAUCACUGAGCGUCGAGCCGGGGCCGAGUUCUCUUCUUCCCUGAACUUCUUGGCGUCGGUGGAAACCGAGUUGUCCCGCCUACGAGAGUUGGCGGAGACCGAGCGCGAACGAGCUGCCGAGCUUGAAAUGCAAGCCGUGGCGAAGUCUGAGGAGGUGAUCCGGGUGCAGGGCCUCUUGAAAAAGUCGGAGGAGUCAGCCUCCCAACUGACGGCUUCAAUGCCCGAGCUCGAGGGGCAACUGCGCCAGUCCGAGGGCCGAAUCUCCGAGCUGGAUGUUGAGCUGGCCGAAGCUGUCUCCGCGCAGCGGUCAGUGGAAGUGGAGCGGGAUCGGCUUCUCGUCGAGAAGGAACAACUCGUUGCUGAGAAGGAGCGUGCCAUCUCCGAUUUCCUUCAGUCCCCAUCUUUCAAAGAAACCUGCCUGGGGAGGAUGUCCGCCUACUAUGAAGAUUGGCUCAAAACCGAGGCCGGCACUGAGAAAAUGGCGGCGGAGGGGACGAAGUGGUUCGAGGGUGGAGUUCAUCAUGGGAUUAAUCUCGUCCUUCGUCGGACCAGGAGAGUAGACCCGUCCUUUCCUCCGCCCGGGGUUGACAUUCCCCAGAUGCAUGAUCCCAACUUGAAUGACGAGCUCGGGGAGAAUCCGGAUUACCUUGGGACUCCCGAGCACGAAGAAAAGGAUGCAGAAGACACCGGCGACGAACGACCCUCAAACAUUCUUCCUUAGUGUUUUCCUUGUAAUUUUUUUUUUGAAAUCUCUUCUCUUCUGUAACAAAGAUUUUGUCACUGUUUUGCUGCAUGCGUGAAUAGUUGAUAGAUUCCUGACAUUAUUUAUUUGGAUAAAUUUGAAUUGUGCCUUUUGAGGAACUGACUCUUUGGCUUCCCCACGCAAACAGACCUAACCACUGGACCGUCGCGCUGUGCCAAACACGUGUCACUGCGCACAGUUCCACUUCCAAUCACUACGACUGUUUGACUUCCUUAUCUCUUCGUGCAUGGUACCAUAAAUUGACCUUCUCCCU